UGCGCAUGCGCCGCCCGCGCCCGCCCCCGCCCUGGGCUUUGUUCGGGGUUGGACGCCAUUUUGCGCGGCGGCUGAGUGAGGCGCUGAUUGGGUUUCGGGGGCCCGCGGCGGAGCCAAUCAGCGCGGGGCCCGAACCGGGGGAGCGAGGCACGAUACACAGGCUGAGGUGCGCCUUCCACCGUGCUGGAGCUGACCCGCUAUGGAGCAGUACACAGCAAACAGUAACAGCUCCACAGAGCAGAUCGUUGUGCAGGCUGGACAGAUUCAGCAGCAGCAGCAGGGUGGUGUCACUGCUGUCCAGCUGCAGACUGAGGCCCAAGUGGCAUCCGCCUCAGGCCAGCAAGUCCAGACCCUCCAGGUAGUCCAGGGUCAACCCCUGAUGGUACAAGUAAGCGGAGGCCAGCUGAUCACAUCAACGGGCCAGCCUAUCAUGGUGCAGGCCGUGCCAGGGGGUCAGGGCCAGACGAUCAUGCAAGUCCCUGUUUCUGGAACACAGGGGCUGCAGCAGAUUCAGUUGGUCCAGCCAGGUCAGAUUCAGAUUCAAGGUGGGCAGGCUGUGCAGGUACAGGGGCAGCAGGGCCAGACCCAGCAGAUCAUUAUACAGCAGCCACAGACUGCAGUUACUGCUGGCCAGACACAGACCCAGCAACAAAUAGCAGUGCAAGGACAACAGGUAGCACAAGCAGCUGAAGGCCAGACCAUAGUCUAUCAGCCAGUUAAUGCUGAUGGAACCAUUCUCCAACAAGUGACAGUCCCUGUUACAGGCAUGAUCACCAUUCCAGCAGCCAGUUUGGCUGGAGCACAGAUUGUCCAAACGGGAGCCAACACCAACACAACCAGUAGUGGACAAGGGACUGUCACAGUAACGCUGCCGGUUGCUGGAAAUGUUGUCAAUUCAGGUGGAAUGGUUAUGAUGGUACCUGGAGCUGGCUCAGUACCAGCUAUCCAGAGAAUACCUUUGCCUGGGGCAGAAAUGCUGGAAGAAGAGCCCCUCUAUGUAAAUGCCAAGCAGUAUCACCGGAUCCUGAAGAGGAGGCAGGCACGUGCUAAGCUUGAAGCAGAGGGAAAAAUUCCCAAAGAAAGAAGGAAAUACUUGCACGAAUCUCGGCAUCGUCAUGCCAUGGCCAGGAAGCGGGGAGAAGGUGGACGUUUCUUCUCACCAAAGGAAAAAGACAGCCCUCAUAUGCAGGUCACAGCUGAUCUCUGUCCUGGAGAGCUCCUUCUGAAAAUUGGAAGUCAGGAAAGCAAGAUUAUUGCUCUGACAGGUAUUUUUUUUAAUGAAUAAUUUCUUCUUUUCUUAAAGAACUUGUAAACUUCAAAGCAGCUAGGAUGUUUUUCCCACUAAGCUCUUCUAGAUAGGUUUUCUGACCCGUUGUUGUAGAAUGUGUGUUAAGACCUCUGGAUUUGUGUUACAUAGGAAGUCUUAUUGUUAAUACUUUCAAUAGUGAUGUGAAAGCCUGAGUGCUACUGUCCUGUUUUUCCUUUGCUUUGGGUUAUAUGUAUCACUUCUAAAAGUAGUGUUUGCUUGGCGAGACUGGAGUUAUCGGUCAACACCAUGUUUACCAAAACUGCUUUCUUUUCCUGGAUAAAUGGGUUAAAUUGGAGACGUCAUCAAGUUCAAACCUCUAGUAAUUAAACGGGAAUUCUUUGUAGAUUUGCUACACUUGAUCAGAUCCUCCCAUUUUGGAGAGCAUAAAAGAGAGGAUAAAGGAAGAGGCUCGGGAAUAAUUGUGGUCGAUUGACCCAGAGAGCACUGGAGUGGCGAACCGAUCAAAAACCAGUUUAAUGGGAGUGUGAAGAACGGGGUUUGGAAAGCGGUCCCCAGGCGAUGCCAUGCGGCUGUAAGGCCCUGCAUGUUAAAAGGGGGCGAGAGGAGUCUUCUCUUUGUGAAUGGGUGUGGGGAGGGUACCGAAAGGAAUGAAACGUGAGGCAAAGUUUGUAUAUAGUUAAAAGUUUAUAAUUUUUUUUAUAUAAUGCAUUUUUUCAGGUGUAUUUCGGUCUUUAAUAGAUGCAAUUGUAAGUACUGUGUACACUCUGCAGCUAAUAAAAGUUUAUAAACCAAGAACAA
Pezoporus occidentalis (night parrot) is the source of this 2068-nucleotide messenger RNA. It is a transcript of the gene NFYA, whose product is annotated as nuclear transcription factor Y subunit alpha. Lineage: Eukaryota; Metazoa; Chordata; Aves; Psittaciformes; Psittacidae. Gene Ontology annotation, cellular component: CCAAT-binding factor complex. Gene Ontology annotation, molecular function: DNA binding; DNA-binding transcription factor activity, RNA polymerase II-specific. Gene Ontology annotation, biological process: regulation of transcription by RNA polymerase II. The transcript is spliced from 10 exons. The record is from RefSeq and is a predicted model, not a curated record. The coding region runs from base 200 to 1285 and encodes 361 amino acids.